AUGCAAGGAACACCGCAGCGCGUACUAGACGAGUAUCACGCUUUGAGCAAGAAACUCGUACCCAGAGGUAAAGCGCUCAUUCUCUUCUCCGCCGAAGGUAACUGCUGGCCGCACAUGGCUGGUGAUCAAGAACUCAUCGAUGGAGGUCGCGAAUACUGCGCAAAAUUUCAUGACAAAGCUAAAGGAUCGAGCAACAAAUAUUUGAAUAGUGGUGGAGUCAUUGGGCCCGUCUCUGCGUUGGCUGAAAUGUAUCAAGAAAUUCGAUCGUUGAUGAAAACCGUGGACGACGAGGAUCAGAUGAUUACCGCAUCCGUGUACGCUAAGCAAAUAGAUGACGAACGCUCUGGGACCCACUCAAAAAGAUACGUCAUCGCUCUUGAUCACGAAGCGCGUGUGUUCCAAACUGGUUGGCACACGCAUUUGGAAAUUACAGGCAAGUACGCUGAGCCUCAAGUGAACGGCGCAUAUUUUGACACCUCGCUGGGCGUCUUCGUGAAUACCGAGCACAACUCCACUCCACCAAUCGCACAUUUCAAUGGAGGAAAAACGAAUCUUCUUCCUGUGGUGCGUGAGAUUUUGCGCCGUAGACGAAUGGGUGACGCGACGUAUGAAACGACACUGCGAAGUAUUCGCGAACGAGAACCAGUGCUCGCUCGAAACUGUACGGUUAUCGACGACACUUUCCGAGCACCUAGCUGA
Messenger RNA from Ostreococcus tauri, 699 nucleotides. Its product is annotated as unnamed product. Bases 1 to 699 code for a protein of 232 amino acids. The record is from RefSeq and is a predicted model, not a curated record. The transcript has a single exon. NCBI's taxonomy places the organism in Eukaryota, Viridiplantae, Chlorophyta, Mamiellophyceae, Mamiellales, Bathycoccaceae.